AUGGAAGAAGAGAAGAAGUUUGUUUCUAGAGAGGAAUGGAGAAAGGAAAUGCGGAAAACCUUCUGUAAGAAGGACAUGAUUGACGAAGAAGGAAACUUGGUUAAAGAGUAUUUUCAUUUGAAAAAAUUAAAGACGUGGACCUUGGCUGAGGAAAAGCUGUUGAUUGAAGGAAUCCAGAAGUACGGAGUUGGCGAAUGGGAGCGUAUUCGCCGUGACUUUCUUUCUGACUGGAUUACGGAAGAUAUUCGAUUAAAGGCUUGCAGACUGUUUGGAAUUCAGAGAAUAGAAUUAUACAAUGGUUUUAAGGGUAGUCUCGAUGAGAUCAACGUUGAGUACGAAAAGAACAAAAAGAUCGGAAUGAAGGAAGGUCUGUGGGUAGGAAACGUGUUAAUCGACAAACGCUUUGGUUUAUUAUGCAAACAAAACUAA
Messenger RNA from Blastocystis hominis, 429 nucleotides. RefSeq lists its product as hypothetical. The coding region runs from base 1 to 429 and encodes 142 amino acids. The transcript has 4 exons. The record is from RefSeq and is a predicted model, not a curated record. Lineage: Eukaryota; Bigyra; Opalinata; Blastocystidae.